GGUUAGUUAAAAUUAUAUAAGUGGAUGAAUAGUGAAAUAAGGUUGAUGUGAUAUGUAAAAUUAUUAAUUGAUAUUAUUUAAUUAUAUGAAUAAUAUUAAUAAUAGUUGAGUUGAGUUAAAAUUGAGUUAAACAAAUUGGUUGAGUUAUAAAUGUUAGGAUUUUUUGGAUAAAUUUUUAUCCAAGCAUCAAUCCCCAAUUUGGUGUCUCCACCUUCGACCUUCGUUUGUAUCGCUCUUCAAAUACUAAUCUCACUUCUAUACUUGGCAACCUCCAGAUUCAAUCAGCCAUGGCUUCCAUUUCCAAGCUCUCAACCUCAGCUUUCACGCAGUCGGCCACCAGCUCAAGGCUAAGCAACGGAUCUUCACAGCAACCCAUCCGCUGUUUCGGUCCAAUCAAACGAGCUGCCGCCUUUGAUCAUCUGCUUUUCUCUUCAAAGCUGAGUGUGCGCAGCCAUCUUCCCAUCAAGGCUUCUAUGAAGUUGCUUAUCAGUGUCAGAUGCUCAAUGAAUGAUGGAAAUGGAAGAAGUGUAAAGAAAACCACUCUUCAUGAUCUUUAUGAGAAGGAAGGGCAGAGCCCAUGGUAUGAUAAUUUAUGCCGUCCGGUGACUGAUCUUAUUCCACUGAUCGAAAGCGGAGUCAGAGGUGUAACUAGCAACCCAGCGAUUUUCCAGAAAGCAAUAUCAACUUCAAGUGCUUAUAAUGAUCAAUUCAGAGAACUUGUUCAGUCUGGAAAGGACAUAGAAAGUGCGUAUUGGGAACUUGUGGUGAAAGAUAUCCAAGACGCAUGCAAACUUUUCGAGCCUAUUUAUGAUCAAACAGAUGCAGGUGACGGAUAUGUCUCAGUUGAAGUUUCACCCAGACUUGCUGAUGAUACUGUGAAUACAAUAGAAGCUGCGAAAUGGCUUCACCAAUGGGUUGAUCGUCCUAAUGUCUACAUAAAGAUUCCUGCAACAGCUGCAUGCAUUCCAUCAAUCAAGGAAGUCAUUGCACAAGGAAUAAGUGUUAAUGUUACACUUAUAUUCUCUCUUGCUAGAUAUGAAUCAGUCAUUGAUGCUUACCUGGAUGGUCUUGAGGCUUCGGGCCUCAGUGAUCUCUCGAGAGUCACGAGUGUUGCUUCAUUCUUUGUGAGUCGAGUGGAUACGCUUGUUGAUAAGGUGCUCGAGAAGAUUGGGACACCCGAGGCACUUGAUCUCCGUGGGAAGGCUGCAAAUGCUCAAGCAGCUCUGGCUUACGACCUCUAUCAGAAGAAGUUUUCUGGGCCAAGAUGGGAAGCUCUGGUGAAGAAAGGAGCAAAAAAGCAAAGGCUUCUGUGGGCCUCAACCAGUGUCAAGAAUCCUGCUUAUCCAGACACACUAUAUGUUUCCACUAUGCCCGAUCAAGCACUCCAAGCAUUCAUCGAUCAUGGCUCUGUUGCAAGGACUAUCGACUCCAAUAUCCCAGAAGCCAAAGGCAUUUACAGCGCUCUCGAAAAAUUGGGUGUCGAUUGGAGUGAAGUUGGAGCUCAACUUGAGCUGGAAGGGGUCGAGUCCUUCAAGAAGAGUUUCGAUAGCUUGCUCGAUAGCUUGCAGGAGAAGGCGAAUUCUCUUAAGCUCGUGAGCCUUUGAACGUUAUGAAACUUUUUUUGUGUUAUUGCUAUAAGGAUGAAUUUUAAUAAAGCUGACUGGAGUUACGGUCACUGGAUUCCUUCCUCUGUACUGGUUGAUGUGUGUUUGUAUGAUUACAUUUUUCUGGAUUCUGUUGGCUUAUAAAGUCCUUGUUUUGUUGUAGCCUUGCAGGGGAAGAAGAUACAAUUGCGGUAAAUAGUUGAAUUGUAAGUGGUGGGUGGUUUGGAGACUAAAAGAUAUGGACUGAUAAUAAUAAAAUCGAAUGACCUAUCUUUUACUAAUUAACAGCUACUAUCAACAUAUUCAUAACAUUGCAACAUUUCCAUUUUG
Striga asiatica is the source of this 1934-nucleotide messenger RNA. Lineage: Eukaryota; Viridiplantae; Streptophyta; Magnoliopsida; Lamiales; Orobanchaceae. The record is from the annotation of a GenBank genome assembly.